GGAGGAGGAGGAGGAGGAGGAGGAGGAGGUGAAGGAGCCGCGCCGAGGCCGGCGGCGAGCGCGGCGGUCCGCAGGCCUGGGCCGCGUCCCUGCGCCCACAUGGCCUCCGGAGUGGGCGCGGCCUUCGAGGAGCUGCCUCCCGACGGCACGUGUGACGAGUGCGAGCCCGACGAGGCCCCGGGCGCCGAAGAGGUGUGUCGCGAAUGCGGCUUCUGCUUCUGCCGCCGCCACGCCGAGGCGCACAGGCAGAAGUUCCUGAGCCAUCACCUGGCCGACUACGUCCAUGGCGCCCAGGCCUGGGCCUCGGGAGCCCCUGGGGAAGGGGACGCGGAGGCCAAGGACGAGCAGGACAAGGAGUUAGAGAGCGAGACGGAGGAAGGCAGUGAGACGGAGGAGGAGAGCGAGUCGGAGGAGGAGGAGGAGGAGGAAGAGGAGGAAGAAGAGGAGAGCGAGGAGGAGAGCGACGAGGAAAUGGAAGACGAACAAGAGAGUGAGGCGGAGGGGGACAACCAGGAGGAGGGGGAGUCGGAGGCGGAGGGGGAAACCGAGGCAGAGAGCGAGUUUGACCCCGAAAUAGAAAUGGAAGCCGAGAGGGUGGCCAAGAGGAAGUGUCCCGACCACGGGCUCGACUUGAGCACGUACUGCCAGGAGGACAGGCGGCUCAUCUGUGUCCUGUGCCCUGUCAUCGGAGCCCACCGGGGCCACCAGCUGUCCACCCUAGAUGAAGCCUUCGAGGAGCUGAGAAGCAAAGACUCAGGUGGACUGAAGGCGGCUAUGAUAGAGUUGGUGGAAAGGUUGAAGUUCAAGAGCUCAGACCCUAAAGUAACUCGGGACCAGAUGAAGGUGUUUAUACAGCAGGAAUUUAAGAAGGUUCAGAAGGUUAUAGCUGAUGAGGAGCAGAAAGCCCUUCAUCUGGUGGACAUCCAAGAAGCAAUGGCCACAGCUCAUGUGACUGAGAUACUGGCAGACAUCCAGUCCCACAUGGAUAGAUUAAUGACUCAGAUGGCCCAAGCCAAGGAGCAACUCAAUACCUCUAAUGAAUCAGCCGAGCCAAAGGCAGAGGGUGACGAGGAAGGAGCCAGUGGUGCCAGUGAAGAAGAGGACACAUGAAGGCUUGCCAUUCCCAGAGGAAACCCAUCCCCGCCCCCGUGUGCAUGUGACAGAGCGUAAUGGCUUCUGAUUUCUGUGAAAGCUGCCCAGCAAUGUACUUCUCACCACUUCUGUCCCCGGAACCACAGCAGGCAUGUUGCUCUUGGAGGGAUGUCAGCUUUGUGCUUGUCAACUGUAUGCUUCUCAUUCUCAUUGUGGUCACUCAAGCAAAAGAGCCCCUUUGAUCAGCUGGGAGCAAUUAACAGGGUCCGUCAGUGCUUUGAAAUGACUUAGGAAAGCCUGCCCCUGCAGUGUUGUAUAGCCAAAUAACUUUAUUAGGCAGGAUUAGGAAUAAUCAUGAACUAAGAAUUUUUCCCUACCUGCUAAUGCUAACAGAAACCCUCCGUGUUGUUCACAGUGAAGCAUGUGGAAGGCAUAGGAGGAGGCACUGCCUCCUAGAGAGAAUCUCUGCAAAGGCAGUUCUGUGUUUGGAAACAUCUGGUACCAGGAAUGCUGCAGAUGGCUUGAAUGACAGGGUUGGAGAAAGAGUUAAACAUUAGAAAGAUACUGAUAUUUUUAGUACAUGGGGUUAUCCAGGACUUCAGAUUCAUAAUUCAGUGCUUUGGAAAUGAAAAAAUGAUUGAAGAGGUGGAAGGGAAAUGACCUUGCGGGGAGUAGGAGGGAGAAGACCAAAGAUUAAAUCUGAUUAAAGGUUGAAAUCAGUAUAUCUGAAUUCCAAUGGCUUGAACUUCGAAAAUAAUCACUGACGGAUCUCUCAGAACUCAAAUUACUUGGGUGAUGUCUACGGGUUUUAUGGGUUUGGUCCAAGAAAGGCUUUUCUUGUGGGAAUUUUUCAUUUUUUUUAAAUUCCCUUUCCCGUGCCCACACCCCCACCUCCACUCCCCGCUCAGUUUAGCCUGAUGUGGCUUACAUGGCAGUGUGGGGAGCGGGGUCAUAGCAGGACAGCUGAGUUCAGUCCUCUCCGAGGGGAAACACACCUUCCUUUCACCCUAUGCAGAGGGAGCCCUGUUCCCCAGCACCUCCUCCACAGACCCUCAGACGGUUUCCCACACCCUGACUCUCACCUCUUAGGUAGCAUGAGCGAGAGUCCUGAGGUUGGACUUCCUGCCUUUCCCAGUUCCAAAUCAGGAUUCCUGCAUUUAAGCUUUUUGCCCUCAAAUAGCCAUGAUGUGCUAAGGGAACAGAAAUAUACAGGCUUGAUCUUCGUGAAACAAACGUUUUGCUUAAUAAAUGGUUUAAAGGCAGGAGAUACACUUUGCUAGGAAACAAACGUGUGGAAUGGAAUGUUCAUACACUGAGAAAGGAGAGCCUAGGAAUGGGUAGUUGGUUCUUCUGUGCUGUUAGUGAUGCUGCUGUGGUGUUCCCCCUGAGUGAGGCACACCAUUGGAGCCUCAGUGAAACAGCCAUGAGGUCACUGCUGAGCCAGGGCCUAGGCCUCUCAGACAGCUAAGGCAGAACCAAAGGAAUCUUUCCACUUCCUGCCUGCUUGUCUGUAGCCUCUUUACCUACCGCAAAGCUUCCAGGUCAGUAGACUGGAAAGCAUACAGGAAGGUUUUUGAGGCAGAAACAAUUGCUUAUUAUAGGAGUCUAAUUGUAUCAUUGUGCAGUCCUAUGCAUGGUACAGAAUAAUAUAUUCCCCUGAGGCUGGGAAGCUACGAAACCCUGUCUGCAAAAACUGUAGAACUGAACAUGCCACUGGUUACAACAGCCAGUCGUAUCCAACAUAACUAACUUAAGAGAAAGUCCAGUGGCCACUCUUGAAAGAGCUUAUAGUAUCAAAAGAUUUUUAAAAAUAUAACUAAAUAACUAGGAUUUGGAAAUUUGUGUUGUCUUUCUACAGUAAUCAUUGCUUUGCAAAUAGUAACCUAGCUUCCUAAUCAUGUAUUGUUACUUUAUAUUAGUAUUUGGAAAAAUCCAAGCAUUUACAUAGUGGCUAACAGCAGAAAUAGAAUGUGUGCCAGCCUGUCUCAAAUUAUUAUAUGUCUGUGAUCCUCAAGGAGAAGAGCACUUUUGCUUUGACUUAGAACGGGUUGCAGAUUUGCUUUAUGGGCUCCUGCUGUCUUCAGCACCUGAUAAAACUUUAACCAGGGAAGCAUUAAAUACAGCGCAGCAGCUUCUGCCCAGGCUCCUAAGUUCCUGCCGGCAGCAUUUAUCAAUGUAAGAACUAGGAUGCUUCCUGCAGCGGCACCGGCUUCCCCUAAAGCUGGAGCAUGCUGCUUGGCCUUAAGCCCCAGCAUGACGAGGCUUCCCUCUUGCCAGGUCAGUAAAAGUUCAGUCUUCAGCAUUGUGUCCUGACUGGCUGCAGGCUUCACGUUUGCAGAAAUCCCAAGAGAGACAGGUAUGAAUAUAACCAGAAUGAAUUAGGUACUCACAGCAAUUCCUGGAUGCCUUCCAAAUGUUGGGUUUCCAGAUGCUAGAAGGAAUUGUCCUUUCAUUUGGUGUCAUUAAACCCAGGUCAGUCCCAAGAAGUACUUGGGAGUCUCAGUUCUGCCAUCCCUAGAAGGAAAUAAACUGUAUGAGGGACCAGCUAUGAGCUAUGUCCUGUGUUAUUCCACACUUAUCUUGUAGAUUGCAAAAAAGCUGCCAGUUCUCUCUAGCUAAAUAGCUAGGAAAAGUUGGAAUCAGAUUUUAAUCCCAACUUACCAUACUUUGGACAUCCUUUUGUGUCAUGCCAGGGAUACCUAACAAUACAGAGCAAGAGAAAUAAACCACUUCAGGUCCCCCACUGCAGUAUGACCAUCCACAUUAGACUCUUAAAAUGACGUUUCAUCACUGUGAUUUCGGAUCACAAAUGGCGUCAAACUGGCCUUAUUCCUCCACGCUAGCAGAUUCUUUAGGUAGACAAGGCUGACUUUGACCUGCCCUAGGAGUGAGUGAACCUUUUCCUUUUUAGUGCCACUCAUAAAUAAGGGACGUCCUGGCCUUUCCAUAGUACAGAACUUUUCAAGAAUGGUAGAAAUGAAGAUUGUUUGCCCUGCUCUAACUUUAUUUGGAAACUUACUUGCUACAGAAAAGGAAAUCUUUACAUAUACUUUUUAGUAAUAUCUUUCCCGUGUCCUCUGUGCUCUGUGAAAUACGGCAAUUCAGAAUCCAGUAAGUUUGAACUGUCCUACUGAUGUCUAGAUGAUGUAGAUCGUGUGUGUGUGUGUGUGUGUGUGUGUGUGUGUGUGUGUGUGUGGUGGGGGUACCUCUUUGUCAAUCAUAAAUGGGCUAUGUAUGUAUAUGUAUAUAUGUGCAUGCUUGCAUGCACACACAUGCACAUUCUAGGAGCUAAAGUACCUCAGAGCAGCCCCUGACUGUCUUGUGUACUACGAAGGUUCCUGCCAGCCUGAUGACACGUGCCACCUUGUCCCUGGAGCUUAGCUGCUUGCUUAUACAAUGCUCAUCAGAAGAGCAUCACCCUGGCAAGCAGGGUGCCAAGGUGACAGCCUUGAAGGAAACUGCACUCCAGCCUUCCUACAAGGUAUCUGGUGAUGUGGGAGAUUUGGAUGCCCAGCUGUUUUGAUGACCUGAGGGUCUUGUCAGCCCUGCCAGGCCUGAGGGUUGCAACUGUAAAAUGCACAACUUUGUAGCAGUGAUAGGACCUGCAAUGGCUUCUCUCCUGAUGGAAUGUAUUCUGCUCAUUGCUGAGAUUCCACCCUUCACUUAAUAGCUGUUCAAUGUGUUCUUUUCAAUAAGUGAGUCAGUUACAGUUUACUGUCUGUCAAACACAUCCACCUUUUUCUGCUUUGGAAAAAGUUUUGUUGCACAUCUGGACAAGUCUAGUCCAACCCUAAGAGCAGAAGGCGUCCCAAGGGGGAGACUUGGGAUCUCUUUGAUACUUCCCUUUCCAGCUGUGUGUUUGAAGCCCGCAGCCCAGCCCGUUCCCAGAGCCAUGAUAGAGAACCUGCUACUGGGGCCCUGGUGGGUAAGACACUAUAGUUUGGAAGCACACCAGAAAUAGCAGGACCAAGGUCAGAACAGGAAAAUGAAAAUACACCGAGAUACUUGAGACUACAAUGGAAAGGAAAAAAAUAAAAUAAAGCUACAGAGCCCAGGCUGGACUGAGCACUAUCUUGAAGACACAGCACAGCAGAUCCAUACAUGAUGAGUUAAACCUGACUGGUCGUUCUACAGUGACAGGCUGCAGUGCAUGAGUCGGGAGAAGCAACAAAUCCAUUGUCCGCUGCCUCUUUUCUGUGCACAGUCAUUCCCUCCUUAGUCAUCUUCCCCUUCCACCAUUUACAUUAAACAAGGGAACACUCAAUCUUUCAAGGGAAUUACAUGUUGAGUUAAUGUUUCAGUAUAUCAUUUUCAUACUGUAAAUUAUUUUGUAAGAGAUUUACUGCUAUCCCAGGAUGUUCGGACUUGGCACCCCUGUGCAUUUGGAAAUCAAUAAACUAUUACUGGAAAUAC
Molecule: messenger RNA, 5505 nt
Organism: Ochotona curzoniae (black-lipped pika)
Lineage: Eukaryota; Metazoa; Chordata; Mammalia; Lagomorpha; Ochotonidae
Gene: TRIM44
Product: tripartite motif containing 44
Exons: 5
Coding region: 100-1110 (336 amino acids)
Molecular function (GO): zinc ion binding
Source: RefSeq, a predicted model, not a curated record